Molecule: messenger RNA, 2071 nt
Organism: Chelonoidis abingdonii (Abingdon island giant tortoise)
Lineage: Eukaryota; Metazoa; Chordata; Testudines; Testudinidae
Source: RefSeq, a predicted model, not a curated record
AGCGCGGAGAUGGCGGCGGGGCCGGGGGAGCCGGAGUGGGGGCGGCCGGGUACCGAGGCUCUGGCCUUCUGGCAGCUGCGCGACCUGGUCGCGACCCAGGAGGCGCUAAUAGAGCAGCUGCGGCUCCGGAUCACAAUACAAGAGGAGAAUUUUGUACGUAAGGAGGAUUAUGAGGCUGUUGUGAAGAAGUUGGAGGUAAGUAACUUCUUGGUAGUAAAGACUUACAUCUUCAUACAUUUUGAAAACCAUCUGGUAUCAUGGGGCUCUGAUCCUGGUGGAAGCCUCAAUGAAUAAUGUAACAAUUUCCAUUUCUAUUGGAAACUAGGCCAAACGGAUUGAAAUUAGCCUUGCAGUGUUUAUUCAAAGGUAGGAGAGCUGCAUUUGGAUUCAAGGGUAGUCUUGAUGCAGCUUAGCAGUUCUAAAAAAAAAUCACCAAGUACUGCAUUAAUUAGACACCAAAGAGAGUGAAACUCAUGGAAAGGAGUAUUAAUUGUCAGUGGACUAAGAUUCCAUGGGACUACAUGUUGCACAAACAGAAUAAAAAGGCUGUUUUAGUACCACUAACGAGUCUUUUCUCGGUGUGUAUUCUCUCUACCACCUCCACCUGUUUUCCUCUCUUUUUGAAUCUUUGUGUCCAGCUAUUUUGUUUUCAGUGGUGCUGUACUAGAGGCUCAUGCUUGAGCUGUAUGUGGUGAGCUGUCUAAAGAACCAGGUCAGUCCCCUGGAGCUUGCUUAGAUGUUUGACAUUUUAACUUUUUGUGGCUCCUGAAGUAAUACAGGGUAAAGGUACUAGGAGGCCCAUGGAGCAUGGAUCGGAGGGAGGGGGACCCACCUGUUCAGCCAGUGGAAGUGCUUGGGAGCUGGUCAGUGACCUCCCGUCUUCUCCUCAGGAACUAAGAACUAUCACAGACUUCGCCACCUUCCAUUCCAAGUGCAAGGCUCAUUUCUUUGAUCUUGCCUUCUUUAAUAUAAAUACAUAGGAACAGGUAUAGUUUAAAAAAAGAAAAAACUCUCCCAGUGGGCAAAGAUGAGAGAGCAAACAACACAUGUGAGCUGUGCAUUACUACUGCUGGAUGGUGCUCAGAUGCUACCAUGAGGCAUGCCAUAUAAAAACCUGUGAAAAACAGAACAGAAAAUAGCCCUGUUUACUUUGGAGCUGUGAGCAGUUGAUCUGUUAUGUGAUGCCUUGUUGAAGAUGAAGCUUAGGAUGUUGCUUAAAGGUGAUUAAAAUGACCUUUUACUUCAUUUUAAAAAAUAAUUUUGGUUCCAAUAGGUAUAAAAUAAUAGUCAAUUUUAAAUGCACUUUUCCAAUGUAUCAAAUAUCCCAAAAAAUCUACGACAUGUUGGCCUCUUCCAUGCCACUCGAUGGUAACUGGGAGAUCAGAGUGCAUGCUCAGAUGUCAUGAAUGAGUGGUAGCCAGAUAUAUCCCCUCCAUCACUGAGCUAACAAUAGAAAAAGGGUGUUUGAGAACCUCUUAGCCUGAAUGGUAAGUUUUGUAUAGUAGGAGCAAAUGGAGUGGGACACCUGGGUCCUUAGCUGAUGAGGUAGCCCACAUAUAUUGUGUAAUUAAUUGAUUUUCCGUCCUUUGAUUGACGUUCACCAGGAAAGAUGUAACUAAUAAACGCCCUGAUUACUUAAGAGCUUGUAACCAAAAGGAUGAAAUUGGCCCAUCAAGAUCUUUCAAUAUUAACUUUUAAAGAAUUGUGUGGCUGGAUAAUUCAGUAAGUGGCCCUAAUCUCUCUGAGUAGAUAUUGAAUUAAUAUUCCUUAGUGAUGCUAGGGGCACUGUCCUACCAAAGGUUUUGUCUUUUGGAGAAGACAAAAUAGUGGACUUGUCCACUUGUGAUCAUUAAAGGUCCAGUGACACAUUUCCUUAGAGUUUGCGUGUUAGUGCCGGUGGUCUGGCCAUUGUAGGGAUUUGCGUUCUGGCUCCUUCAACUCCCUUGCAGUUUCAACUGGCUAGUCAUUUUUUUAGCAUGUCCUGUCCUAACUUGCUUUGUAAUUUUGUUGUACACUGUUAAUCAGCUGCCACCUUCCAUGCAGGGCCGGCUCCAGGGGUUUUGCUGCCCCA